Cavenderia fasciculata is the source of this 1350-nucleotide messenger RNA. RefSeq lists its product as uncharacterized. The transcript has 2 exons. NCBI's taxonomy places the organism in Eukaryota, Evosea, Eumycetozoa, Acytosteliales, Cavenderiaceae. The record is from RefSeq and is a predicted model, not a curated record. The coding region runs from base 1 to 1350 and encodes 449 amino acids.
AUGUCAUUAGAUAACACAAGUAAAAGAAAUUUACAAGACAGUUUGUUUAGUUCUGACGAUGAUGAUGAUGAUGAUAAUCAAACUCAAAAUCUAUUUAUAAAUGGAAAUCAAAGAGAAGAGAAAGACAAUGACAAUGAAAAUGGUGCAAGUGGUGGCGGUGGUAGAGAUAGACGAGGUGAUAGAAUCACAUAUCAUAGUUUUUUUAAUGAUUUAAAGAAUGGUGGUGUAUCAACAUUGAUUGGUUUCCAUUUAUACUAUAUAUUUGGUAUUGGAGGUAGUGCAAGUCACCACCAAAAGAAUCACAAUCAUAUAGUAAAGAAUAGAGUAAUUAAACUUGGAUUUAAUGUUAUACAUCAAAUGGUGACAUUGGCAUUUUUUGUGUUUGCAUUGGUUAUUACUCGUAAUGCUAUAGAAUGGCUUAUUGCAAUGGCGAUAAACCGUGUGUUGGCAUACCAAGCCUAUAAAAUGGCAACCGUCUAUCACUUGCAAUCUUACAUUCUCUCCAAUCAACACCAUCGAUAUGCUCCGAGAUACUUGACGGCCUACAAGAGACUGUGCAAACUGCUGGUGGCUAUGAUGUGGGUCGUGGCAGUGGGUGUGGUGGCAUGGAACCUAUUCCUACUCUUUAAAAUGGGUCAAUUGUUGGAUCGGUCGACUUGGGGUAUCGUCACCAACACGACCAUUAUUUUUGGACGUGUCUUGACGGUAUUUAUGUGUUCAUUGGUCAUCAUGCUCAUCUAUAUCACCUUUUUCUUGCGUGUUUGCCAGUACCAUAUGUUUACCAAAUUGUUGUCCAACAAAAGCCCCCAAGACACGGCUUGGGAGGACACAUGCGAGGUCAAAACCGUCGACGAUAUCAUCGAUGUCUACUAUUCGGUCAAUGUCUCGUUGGGACAGUCUAGCAGUGACUGGCGAUACACUCUACUCGUAUCGGUCGUUCUUUUGACCGUCUAUUGGGUGUAUGGCACAAUCGCCUACUUUGUCGAUGGUAUCUACAACGAUGUUCUUUGGGUGGCCGCAGCACCACUCCUCGUCAUUGUCAUCCUCGUGCCAAUCCUCUACUGCAACUUCAAGUAUGAGAGUAUGCUCUCAACUAUCAAGACAUGGCGUAUAUUUGCAAUGGACGAGAGAAUAUUCCUCAUGUCCUAUAUCGACCACCAUCCACUUGCCGUCAUCGACGCGACAACGACAAACGUUGAUGGUCGUUCACGAGAGAGGAGGAAGACGAGUAUACAACCAGUGAGUAGAGAUUCAAUCGCAAGUCAAGAGACUCUCUCUCUCACCCCGUAUUUCCCAAAGGGAGGUGGCAACCCAUCUAAGCUAGACAGACAGAUAAGACAGAUAAGAUAG